Molecule: messenger RNA, 1311 nt
Organism: Abrus precatorius (Indian licorice)
Lineage: Eukaryota; Viridiplantae; Streptophyta; Magnoliopsida; Fabales; Fabaceae
Exons: 4
Coding region: 9-872 (287 amino acids)
Source: RefSeq, a predicted model, not a curated record
AAAGAUGAAUGAAAUCCUCUGUGGAUAUUAUUAUGAUGUGGGUGAAGCGCGGAACGAGUGAAGCAGAGUGCGUGAGUGACAGAGCAACAAUGGCAACAAUACCCAUACGCAUGUCACCAACACCCUCUUCCACUGUUCCAUCAAAACCCAAACUUUCUUCAACCACACGAUUCCUUUCAUCAUCAAAUUCAUCACUGCCCAACAGAAGAACCACUUUGUUGUUGGCGUUCUCUUUCAGUUCCAAAAACGGACCCGAAACAGAGUGCCCUGUUCCGCAGGAACAGCAACCCAUAAACGAAUACCACUCACUUUCCACAUCCUUCCCCUUUUCUUGGGCCGCCGGCGACGCCGUCGAAUACGGUUCGCGGUUGUUCGUCACCGGCGCGUCAUUCGCACUAUUGGUGGGUCUUCCGGUGGCGUGGUUUGGCUCUGCCGGUGCCCAAUCGGAACCGUUGAAGAGAGUUUUGUGUGGUGCUUCGAGUGGGGUUUUUGCUGUGACACUUGCGGUUGUGAGAAUGUAUUUAGGUUGGGCUUAUGUUGGCAAUCGCUUGCUCAGUGCCACUGUUGAAUAUGAGGAGACAGGGUGGUAUGAUGGUCAGAUAUGGGUGAAGACAGCUGAAGUUUUGGCGCGUGACAGACUCCUCGGAUCAUUUUCUGUCAAGCCUUUAUUGAGCAGAUUGAAAAUUACUCUGGUGAGUUUGGCAACUUCAUUACUUGUAUGUGCUCUUAUCCUCAUUAACAUGGAAGGGGACCAAAAUCUAACAUUAAAAGAACCUGGAAUUCGAGUUGUACCUGGAGUUUACAAUGAUGAUUCUGCAAGAUUAUAUGAACCAGAUGCCUUUUGUGGUACUGCUGAACCUGAUCUUCAAUAAUAUAUGAUGACUUACACUAAAGAAUUAUCAAUCAUGGACCCUCCAUGCACUGUAGUUAUUUGGCAGGAAGGGGUGUUCCAUAAAUUAUCAAAUUCUAUGUUUCAUGUACAUAUCUUAUAUUGUCUUUUACACACCAUAAGUUUACUGUAAAGUUGAAAAUAAAUUGAACAUGUGUACAUUUUCAGUUUGUUGAGUAAUCCCUCUUUUUUUCUUCUUUUGGACAAUGAGACUGACUACUUCAUAUAGAAGAUUUACACCGUUAUUUAUUGUUAGGUGGUGGAAGAAACUUAGGAACGACAUGAAAAUAAUGUUACUUUUCACUCCAUGCUAGAAUUAUUUUUCUUCAAAUGAAGAGGAAAGUGUAUACAUGUGCCAAAUGGUGAGAAUAAAUAUCUUUUUUUGAGCUGAGAAUAUGUACAAAAUGAUGGAGUUAAUUCUU